AUGGCCAGGCUAUUUGAUCCUGAGCAGGCAGUCCCUACAAUUGCAGAGAGUCAAGACCUCAUUGAGUGUACGUGCUACAAGGAGAUUAUCAAAGACCUCCCUGAGCCUGCCCCUCCUCUGGAACCGUACAAGUUCCCUAAUGACAAGUACUACAACAAAGGCGAGAGCAACCAUAUGUUCUGUGCAAUAACCGAGACCUUCAGUUAUCGCUUGUCCAUGAAGGCCAUGUCAACAGCCCAGGAGCGUCUGGCAAUGUGCAGAAAGACGAUGAGGGUGUACCUCAAGAUUAACAACCUUGAGGCAUACAUUCUUAUUGAUACUGGCAGCACAAUCAACAUCAUAAGCCCUGACUGCACUAAAGUUGCAGAACUUAAGCCUUUUCCAUUGUCAAACCCUAUCACCCUACAACUGGGAUGUUUGGGUUCGUGGUCAAAGGUUAGCUAUGGUGUAUGGCUGCCUGUAUCUAUCGAUCCUGCCAUGCACAACUUUUACUUUGAUGUUGCAUCUCUGGAUCACUAUGAUCUGAUCAUAGGGACCCAGAUCAUGCAGGACAUUGGGAUGGUCCUCAACUUCCACAACUAA
Messenger RNA from Phanerochaete carnosa HHB-10118-sp, 582 nucleotides. RefSeq lists its product as uncharacterized. The record is from RefSeq and is a predicted model, not a curated record. NCBI's taxonomy places the organism in Eukaryota, Fungi, Basidiomycota, Agaricomycetes, Polyporales, Phanerochaetaceae. Bases 1 to 582 code for a protein of 193 amino acids. The transcript has a single exon.